AUGCUUCCCAUAACAAAGAGAUACGUGCCGAUUUUGCGUUUUUUUGCUCGAAAUCGACCUCUGAAAGUAAGAUUUAUCGCCAGCGUGGAUAAUAGCGUAAGAACAGGCACUAAUCAGCAAGAUAAAGACGACACAGUCCACGAUAAGAAAUCACCUGAAGCACAGAGUACAAGCAACGCAACAAAGGGUAAAAUUCAACCAGAUGAAGACUCAAGGAUUAAUAAAAAUGCAAUCAGAGCCGAUCAUAAAUUGGUUCUGAGCAAACUAGCUUUCGAUCUAGAGGAAAGUGAAGUUAAGAAGGCAUUUGAACCGAUAGGAGGUGUGGUCUCAGUAAGUAUUGCACGAAAUCCAAAGACGGGGAAAUCUAGAGGAUACGGAACGAUGAUUUUUCAGACGGCAGAGCUUGCAAAAAGGGCCAGUAUAGAGAUGCAAGGGUUGGUUCUUCAUAACAAACCCAUAAUUACUAGGGUGAAAUCAGAAAUGAGAUACGAGGGAAUCAAAUCAAAGAAAUACGACAUUCUACAUAUUAAGAAUCUGCCUUAUGAAAUGACAAAUGAGGAUUUGUUGAAGUUGUUUGCACCGUACGAGGCUUUGAGGAGCGGAAUUGCAAAAGCACCAAUUACUAGAAAGAAUCUAGGUUACGGAUAUGUUCGAUUUAGCUCCGCAAACUCUGCAUAUAGGGCACUCUUAAAGACGAGAGACUUGAAGUUUCACGAUAGGAGGCUCAAGAUAGCAUUUGCCGAACCUAAGCCUCAUAACUAUAGAUUCAUUGUUUAA
Brettanomyces bruxellensis is the source of this 777-nucleotide messenger RNA. RefSeq lists its product as uncharacterized. The transcript has a single exon. Bases 1 to 777 code for a protein of 258 amino acids. The record is from RefSeq and is a predicted model, not a curated record. Gene Ontology annotation, molecular function: mRNA binding; U1 snRNA binding. Gene Ontology annotation, cellular component: U2-type prespliceosome; U1 snRNP; precatalytic spliceosome. Gene Ontology annotation, biological process: mRNA splicing, via spliceosome. NCBI's taxonomy places the organism in Eukaryota, Fungi, Ascomycota, Pichiomycetes, Pichiales, Pichiaceae.